Iphiclides podalirius (scarce swallowtail) is the source of this 408-nucleotide messenger RNA. The record is from the annotation of a GenBank genome assembly. Lineage: Eukaryota; Metazoa; Arthropoda; Insecta; Lepidoptera; Papilionidae.
AUGCGACGAGCUUAUCGCCGCACCGCACGACAAUCCCGUCUCGUCGCCAAGAAUCCGGGGGGCGACGUGACGGACCGGCGCGGGCGGUAUUCUGGGAAACGAACACACGGGGCCGGGAGGAGAAAGCGUUUCACCACCGCUGCACCGACGCAGAAGCGGGGACGUGCGAAAGCGUUCCCGUUCGAGUUAGCAGAGAUAGAGAGAGAGAGAGGGGAGCAAGGGGAGGCAGGAGACGAAAAUCAAUUUGGGUGCGUGUCCCCCCGGGUUGAGCCGCAGAGCGGGGGAGUCACGGCCAAGGUCGGCCCCGGGCGAGGCGUGUACCCGGCGCGCUCUCAUCUCGCCCCCCCCCCCCCCCCCCCCCCCCCCCUCCGCGCAGAUCCCUCCGCGUCGAUACCACACCGGCUCCAU